This is a messenger RNA of Musca vetustissima, 1041 nucleotides long. RefSeq lists its product as uncharacterized. The coding region runs from base 1 to 1041 and encodes 346 amino acids. The transcript has a single exon. Lineage: Eukaryota; Metazoa; Arthropoda; Insecta; Diptera; Muscidae. The record is from RefSeq and is a predicted model, not a curated record.
AUGAAACGCUUCGUAGUUUUGUUAAUGACGUUGGCUGUGUUGGCAAUGGUCACUGCAUCGCCUAAGCCCCACAAGAAGAAUAAAGGAUUAUUGGGUGGAGGAGGUGGUGGUGGACUUGGUUUAGGAUUAGAUCUGGGUCUAGGAUUAGGACUUGGCGGUGGUGCUGGAAAAGAUGAUUCCAGCAGUGAAGAACAUGGCCACAAAAAACAUGGUAACCGUGGAGGUUAUGGUGGUGCUUAUGCUGGUAAUAGCGGUAAUGGCGGCUAUGGUGGUGGUUUUGGCGGUGGCCAUAGCGGUGGUCAAGGUAGUGGUUUGGGUGGAGGACAAGGCAAUGGAUUUGGUGGAGGCCAAGGCAGUGGAUUUGGCGGUGGUCAAGGCAGCGGAAUUGGAGGUGGUCAAGGCAGUGGAUUUGGAGGUGGUCAAGGUAGCGGUUUUGGCGGUGGUCAAGGCAGCGGAUUUGGUGGCGGCCAAGGUAGUGGAUAUGGCGGUGGUCAAGGCAGUGGAUUUGGUGGUGGUCAAGGUAGCGGAUAUGCCGGUGGUCAAGGUAGCGGAUUUGGUGGCGGUCAAGGUAGCGGAUUUGGUGGAGGCCAAGGUAGCGGAUUUGGCGGUGGUCAAGGUAGCGGAUUUGGCGGUGGUCAAGGUAGUGGAUUAGGUGGAGGCCAAGGUAGCGGAUUUGGCGGUGGCCAAGGUAGUGGAUAUGGAGGUGGCCAAGGUAGCGGAUUUGGCGGCGGUCAAGGUAGUGGAUUAGGUGGAGGCCAAGGAAGCGGAUAUGGAGGUGGCCAAGGAAGCGGAUUUGAAGGUGGUAAAGGCUCUGGAUUUGGCACUGGCGGCGGUUUAGGUGUUGGAAUUGGUGCAGGAUUAGGUGCUGGUGGCAGUAAAAGCUCAGGAUUUGGCACUGGUGGUGGAUUAGGAGCUGGAAUUGGUGUUGGAUUGGGUGCUGGUAUUGGAGGAGGCAAGAAAGGUGGCUAUGGUGGAAAUUCUGGUUCAUAUGCAUCAUCUAAUGCCCAAGCUUCCGCAUCUAGCAGCAGCUAUUCCCAUUGA